This is a messenger RNA of Olea europaea var. sylvestris, 1493 nucleotides long. Its product is annotated as phytochrome-associated serine/threonine-protein phosphatase. Gene Ontology annotation, molecular function: protein serine/threonine phosphatase activity. The transcript is spliced from 10 exons. Gene Ontology annotation, biological process: peptidyl-serine dephosphorylation. NCBI's taxonomy places the organism in Eukaryota, Viridiplantae, Streptophyta, Magnoliopsida, Lamiales, Oleaceae. The record is from RefSeq and is a predicted model, not a curated record. The coding region runs from base 225 to 1136 and encodes 303 amino acids. Gene Ontology annotation, cellular component: cytoplasm.
UAUUUUUAUAUUAAAAAGAAAAGGGAAAGAAAUCGGGGAAGAGGAGGGUUUCGAAAUUUGUGUGAAUCUUCACGAGACUGUUAUUUUUUCUUUUCUCCGCCUUGCAUCUCCGAUCGAAUCCCUCUCCUUUCGAUCUGUAAUCAUAUUUUUACACACUAGUAAUUGACAGAGUAAUAGAGGUAUAUCCAUUCAAUUGUAGAAGAAAAUCAGAAGAAUUAAGGGAAAUGGAUUUGGACCAGUGGAUAGUGAAGGUGAAAGAAGGUCAGCACUUGUCUGAAGAUGAGCUUCAGCUUCUCUGCGAAUACGUAAAGGAGAUAUUGAUUGAGGAGUCAAAUGUUCAGCCUGUGAAUAGUCCCGUUACAGUAUGUGGGGACAUCCAUGGACAGUUUCAUGAUUUGAUGAAACUCUUCCAGACCGGAGGUCAUGUACCUGAGACAAAUUACAUAUUUAUGGGAGAUUUUGUUGACCGAGGUUACAAUAGCCUAGAAGUUUUCACCAUUCUUUUGCUUCUCAAAGCGAGAUACCCAGCUAACAUUACUCUCCUACGUGGAAAUCAUGAAAGCAGGCAAUUGACUCAGGUCUAUGGAUUUUACGAUGAAUGUCAAAGGAAGUAUGGGAAUGCAAACGCCUGGCGGUAUUGCACAGAUGUUUUUGACUAUCUAACUCUUUCAGCAAUUAUAGAUGGAACGGUACUUUGUGUGCACGGUGGGCUAUCCCCAGACGUUAGAACUGUUGAUCAGAUUCGAGUCAUUGAACGGAACUGUGAAAUCCCCCAUGAAGGGCCUUUCUGUGACCUAAUGUGGAGUGAUCCUGAAGAUAUUGAGACAUGGGCUGUGAGUCCUAGAGGAGCAGGCUGGCUUUUUGGGUCCAGGGUUACUUCUGAGUUCAAUCACAUUAACAAACUUGAUCUAGUUUGCCGAGCCCACCAACUUGUACAAGAAGGUCUGAAGUACAUGUUUCAAGAUAAAGGACUUGUAACUGUGUGGUCUGCUCCAAAUUAUUGUUACCGUUGCGGAAAUGUUGCCUCGAUAUUAAGCUUCAAUGAGAAAAUGGAGAGAGAGGUGAAGUUCUUCACAGAGACUGAGGAGAACAACCAGAUGCGAGGACCCAGGACUGGAGUACCAUAUUUUCUGUGAGUUACAAUUGCUUCCACUCAAAUUUCAGAUAUAAUUUUGGCACCCGUUACCAUGAAGUGCGUCUGGUGGAGAGGACGAGAAAGAAGAAAGUUGAGUGGAGAUAUGUUCACUAGAUUCUAACAUACUAGCCAUGGUUGCCUGCUUCCUUUACAUAGUUUCUUGCUGUGCAUCAAAGAUGAUUUUAUGUUGUGUUUUCAGUAUUUUUCGUAGUUUAGUUCAAUGAUACACCACUCGUAUUGAUUGAUUAUGAACAUUUCUAUUCGUUUUUGUCCUUUUUUUUUUUUUCCGAUGCUGAAGUAUAAAUUAUGUAAACCUGGGUGAAUAUUAGUAUAGAUGGGUUUGAUGUUCAGUUAUUUA